Molecule: messenger RNA, 4332 nt
Organism: Planococcus citri (citrus mealybug)
Lineage: Eukaryota; Metazoa; Arthropoda; Insecta; Hemiptera; Pseudococcidae
Product: leucine-rich PPR motif-containing protein, mitochondrial-like
Exons: 22
Coding region: 106-4248 (1380 amino acids)
Biological process (GO): regulation of mitochondrial translation
Cellular component (GO): mitochondrion; nucleus
Molecular function (GO): protein binding; mRNA 3'-UTR binding
Source: RefSeq, a predicted model, not a curated record
UAAGGGCGCACGUGCAUUAUGCAACAUCUUAACUUUGACCAUAACUUUACCCCAUUUUCAAUUUUUUUUAAUAUUAGAGUUUAAAUUAUCAGAAAAGUAUAGAAAAUGUCUUAUAUAUUACGUUCAACCCUCAAAUACUCCGUCAAUCGAUUCAGAAUCAAUUGUUUGAAAGUGAGCAAUAAUGCAGCUAUCAGCGGAACUUCACCAUGCAUUAAUCAAUUGCUGAACAAUACGUUCCACACCGAUGUUCCUCACUUAUCAGAUGCCAAAAUCGAGAAACAAAUUAAAAAGUUGGACUUGGAUGCUCGUCGGAAUGGGCGGAUUUCGUUACGAGAAGUGGAAAAUCUUAUCGGUGAAAUUAAGUUGAAUCGAUCUGCAUCAUCAGCUCAAUCUGCUAUGAUAAUUCGUUGCUGCGGUAAUUUAAUAUCUGAGGAAUCUCCUGAGAAGAGAACUGAGCUGGUGCAAGAAAUAUGGAACAUUUUGGAGAAGUUAGGAGUUCCAUUGGAUGUCAGUCAUUAUAAUGCUUUGUUGAAAGUUUACCUUGAAAACGAAUAUCAGUGGACUCCUACCGAAAUAUUAGCUGACUUGGAGCGAAAAGGUUUUGAACCUAAUAGAGUUACGUAUCAACGUUUCGUUAGUAGAUAUUGUCAACUGGCUGAUAUCGAAGGAGCUACUCGUAUCUUGCAGUUUAUGCGAGAUAAAGAUAUGACCAUUAAUGAAGUCGUAUUCAACGCUUUGAUAUUAGGCCAUUCAAGGGCCAAUGAUAUGGAAAGCGCCGAAGAAAUACUGAACGUUAUGAAAAAAGCCGGCCGAAAUCCAACGCCUGAAUCUUAUGCAUUAUUAGCCUGCGGUUAUGUUGCUCAAGGAAAUAUGGAUAAGGUUAAAUCUAUUUUAGAAGACUGUGAAAAAAGAGAUAUUGCUUUGUCUGUGAAAGAUUACAUGGACAUAGUUUACCAUAUGUCUUUGAAAGAUCUCGAUAUCGAUGAGAUGUUAUCAAAAAUUCCACGCAACAUACCGUAUAAUCAAGAAUCCAUGAACUGUAUUUACAAAUUGGUUGGCGCCGGUAAAAUAGAACACGCUUAUAAAAUUAUCAAAAGUAUGGUCAGGUCAACUCGUUUGGAUGGUACUAUGUCUCCAACUGGUGGCUUUUUCGUCGCAGCUUUAGUGCGCAGUAACAGACCUAGUGAAGAAAUAAUCAAAUAUUGCGAUAAAUUGGUCGAAGAAAAUUUGAACGUGCUUGCUUUAAGUAUAGCUAUGGAAAACAGUUUGAGAUAUAAAAAAGAAUCUUUAGCUUACGAACUGUUUAGAGCGGCUAAAGAACGAAAUAUGACUUUGAGGCCACAUUACUUCUGGCCUCUUAUCGUAGCUCGUGGAGAAGCAAAUGAUUUAGAUGGUGUUUACAAAGUUCUUUCGUCUAUGAAUGUAGAAUUCAACGUACCAAUUAAUAUGGAAACGGUUCGUGAAUAUGUCAUUCCGUUCGCAUUUAAGAAUAAAAUCAACAUUCCUUCUUUGAUGGUCGAUUUGAAAUCGUGCGGUAUUCCUACUUCAACCGCUGUUAGUGCCAUUGUUACCAAAUUAGUAGCAUCUGGCCGUAUCAGUGAAGCUGCCGAGAUUGCAUCAUCUUACAGAGCGAGCUACAGCGUGUUUUUGAUUCGAAAACCGUUGGUGAAUAGUUACCUUAAAACUUUUGACGCUGAUUCGUUUACCACUAUUCUCAAGCAAAUUGCUGCCGGUAUUCAAUGGCGUGCCGCCGCAGCACAAGAAAACGCCGAUAAAGGCGAUGAGGAAGAACCAGAAAUACCCGAGUAUCGCGAAAUUGUUGGAAGAAUUGUUCUGGACGUCGUUAAACAGUUGAAAACUGAAAGUGAAUGUAAAAUUAAAGUUGAAGAAAUUUUAAGAUUUUUACAAGCGAAAGGUGUUGGACUCAGUAGUAGAAUGGCUGAAGAAAUACAGACUCAAUUACAAAAUGAAUUAACUCAAGAAAUAUCUACCUUAUUGGAAAAAUUAACCGCAGAAGAUUUAAUUGCCGCUGAAUCCGCAGCUUCCGCUGAAUCCAAAAUCACCAGUACCGACAGAAAUACGAGAAUUUCAUCUAGAGAUAUAAGUGAAGAUUCGGUGAUCCGUAUGUACGAAACUGCAAAAGCCAAAGGCGAAGUAUCAAAAUCUCUUCAAAAGCAACUAUUCAACAUAUAUGGCCGGAAAUACGAAUUAGAGAAGCUGUUGGAAUUGAAAGAAGAAAUGGAAAAGGAUAGUUUCGUUUUAACGAACGGCAUGUACGCCCAUAUCAUCGACUCGUACGUUGAACAUGAAAAGCUCGACGACGCUUGGCAAGUAUUCCAGUCGCGUUGUGAAAAGGAACCAGAUUUCGUGUUAAAUCCGUUAAAAAUGCUCAGAUUAGCACUUCUAGCAGUGAAAAAUGAACAAUAUGAUAAGGCUUACGAAAUAUUGAGUAAACAUGCUUUGGUAGGCGAAUAUGCCCAGACUCCUGAAAACACGCCUUUUGUCACCGGUGCUCUGAGUUGGCGUAUACUGAAUCAUUUGGCUGAAAAAGGCGAUGUGGAGAAAGUGAAACAGUAUUUCGAUUUGAUUGUUAACAACGGAUACUGCACAGUCAGCAAUAUUCUGCUCGGACCAUUGAUCAAAGUACAUCUUGUAAAUAAUGACAUGGAAGGCGCUUUAAAAGAAUUCGAAAAUUGUUGCAUCAAUCAUCGUGCUACUCCGUUCAAAGGAGAACUGGCCAAACGGUGUAUUGAAACUGAAAAUGCCAGCAGCUUACAGCGUAUAACUGAUCUCAGUACGGAGAUUCACGGCGAAAUUAAUUCUCUUUACGAUUUAAUGCUUUCGUUCUUGGAAUGUGGCAGAUUGAGACAAGCUAAGAAGAUCCUAGAAACACCUGGUCUUCGUGUGCGACAAGAUCGGUUACAGAAUGCUUGUCAAAAGUAUCAGAACAGCGGAUCUAUCGAACACCUGGAAAAUUUACUCGCUGUCACGAAAAGUGUCGGAUCGAUUGAUCGUUCCGACUUGUACUAUAAUCUUUUACUCGCUUACGAUAAAGCUGGUGAACCUCAAAGAGCAAUGUCGCUUUGGUUGCAAUCACAAGAAGAAGAUGAGGCGCCGACCGAUACGUUUUUGGCAUUAUUGGCUGAAAUAUUAAAAAAACACAACAUGCCAGUUCCAUUCAGUGUACCAACCGUAGAUAAAUCUGCUCCACGUGUACAACAAGCUGAACGUAGAGUCGAAAUGAGUCAAGUUUCCAGGGCUUUAAGAAAAUUACUGAAUGACGAUAAAGUUGACGAAGCAGUGAAAUUCAAAAAUAGCAAAAAACCACAAGAACUGAACAAUACUGAUCUGUCUCUUUUAUUGGAAGCGUUUAUUAAACACGGAAGAUACGAUGAAGCUAAAGAGUUAUACGGAGAAUUAAAAUCGCGAGGUGUUUUACCGAUUCUCAGAAUAUUAAAAUUCCUAUCAAUCAACGCUAUGAUUAAAGGCGAUGUUGAAUUAUUGGAAGAUAUUAAAUCCAGGCUUACCGGAGAUAAAGUUCAAGCGCUUCUCAAAAUUGAUAACCGAUUAGGCAGAGCUUACAUGGAAGCAGGACGUGCUGAAGAGUAUCUGAAUAAGUUGGAGAAAGAAUUAGAUGCUAUUAAUUCUCCUGUAGAAAUGGAAGAAUUCCAGAAGCAAUACCCCAAAGGAAUGUUGUUCUCGUUACUGACGAAAUCGCCGACAUUUUUACCUCAAGUGGAAAGAAUUGCGAAUAAAUGCAUGGAGAAAAAUAGUCAAAACACAACACCGAUCGGUGUUCUAUGGAUGUAUCAUUUAAUCAGUAAGAAUUACGAUGAAGCUGAAAAACUGUGGUCUAAUUAUUUACAAAAAUCUCCGCAACCCAUUGCCUUCAAAGGGUUAUGUAAUCGUGCCGUAGACGAAGGAAAUUUAGAAACUCUACAAGUACUGAAAAGUUUUAUCGAACGCAAAGUUGAUGCUAGCCCUAAAUCAGUGGGAAUUAUUUACGGUUCCUUGAUUAAAGUGUUGGUUUCUCAUGAUAAGGUAUCCGAUGCUGUGCAAGUCUUGGAAGAAGGUGCUUCAAAAAUUCAAAUAGAAAAUAUCAUGAGAAAUGCCUUAGAAACUUUAAAAGCAGCUUGUAUAUCCAGAAAUAUUCCGUUCAACUACACAAUACCUGAAUUUCAGCAAACGUCAAGAUAUGAGCGCAGACCUAAAAAUGUAAAUAAUCCUGCUGACAGUGAUUCAGAUUAGUUCAUCAAAUAGUUCAUUCAAGUUUGUAAUAUAGUUAGAUAGAUGUUUGUAUCAAGUUGUUGAAAUAAAGUUGUAUUUUUUUAA